Molecule: messenger RNA, 1016 nt
Organism: Priapulus caudatus
Lineage: Eukaryota; Metazoa; Priapulida; Priapulimorpha; Priapulimorphida; Priapulidae
Product: jmjC domain-containing protein 8-like
Exons: 8
Coding region: 13-858 (281 amino acids)
Cellular component (GO): cytoplasm
Source: RefSeq, a predicted model, not a curated record
GAGUUCGCAAGUAUGGAAGCCACCGUGGCAAUGUUGCAUUGCUUACUAUUAAUAUUAUUAUUAUUUUUAGCGGUAGUUAUUCACACGAAAGAAGAGCCUUAUUGCGAAAAACGAUCGGUCGACGACGGGGAGUGGCAUAGUGAUUGGUGCGAGGGUGACUUGCAGUUAGGCUCUGAGAGAUGUAACAUCGAGGUCAGGGACAGCUGCGAUCUCACACAGGAGCAGUUUCUCGAAGAGUACGCUCGCCGCAAGACCGUGAUAAUCAGGCACCCGAGAGAUAACGACUUGUUCAGAGAUGGAUGCAAGCGUCAUAAUCUCUUGAAAAAUUAUGGGAGCAAAAUUAUUCGGUUGAGUUCGGCUAACACCUAUUCUUAUAAAAAAGUUGAUACUACAUUAGAACACUAUAUAAAUCACCUUUUGAAUGUUCAGCCUUCGGACACACUUGGUAAUGAAACGUGGUACUGGUUUGGAGAUAACAACCACACGGAGUGGGAAGGUUUGUUCUCCCUCUAUCAACUUCCGGCGUUUCAUCUACCCGGACACGAGCCAGCGAUGAGCUUCGGACUGGCAGCGAGUGGUACUGGAGUUCCAUUCCAUUUUCACGGCCCUGGUUUUGCAGAGGUGAUCUUCGGAAGAAAGCGCUGGUUCCUGUAUCCGCCCGAUCACGUGCCGGCGUGGGACCCGGACAAAAGCACGCGCUCCUGGCUUGAGGAGGAGUACCCAAACCUCAGCGAAGACAGCAAACCACUCGAGUGCACGCUUCGUCCGGGAGAGCUGAUUUACUUUCCGGACCGCUGGUGGCACGCGACGCUCAACACACAAACUAGUGUCUUCGUCUCCACCUUUCUCAGUCCCUGACUACGGGUGGACCCUAGCAAAAUAUAUAUUACGACUGAAUCAUGCAGCUUAUGAAAGCAAUAUGGCAACUGUUUACUAUGCAGCAGACCGGCUAAAUCUUACUAGCCUUAUUUUUUGCCUGCACGAAUAAAAAUUGAAUUGAACCUUAGUAUAACCUG